GCGUGACUGGUCGCUAGGAUACCAAGUUCUCUUCCAGAGGGAAUGAGGGGAACAAGAGAGAAAGGCCGUGGGUGUCACUGUCGGAGAUGCCCGAAGGCCGGGAGAGGCGGGCCUGCGUUAUCCUGAAUGGAGCAAAGCCUUGCGGCAGUUACCCGAAGCUCCGGCGGAAUACUCCUUCCUCACUCCUCACUCCCUCGCUCCUGAGACAGUUGCGACUGUUCCCCUAUUCUCUUUAGGUAUCAUCAGAUAACAUCACUGCAUUCAAUAUGUGUUCACUAGACCCUGAGGUUCAGCAGUUUAAAGACCCAUAUGAACAGUUUAUAUAUCAUCAUCUCCAGUACUAUGGUUAUUUCAGAGAUGAGGAAAAUUUCCCUCACAAAUUUAGUUUUCCUUUUGAAAGCUGGGAGAGCUCAUGCCAUUUAUUGACAGCAGGCAACUUCUGCAAAAAAGAUAGAAGUGAACAUGAUUCAGACAAGACCCUACUCUGUUCACUAGUGAUGGAAACUGCACUUCUUAAAAGUAAACAGCGCAUGCUUGAUCAACUAGAAAGCCCUAGUAUCUUGCGCUUACGGGAACCUCGGAAUCUUUUUUCUCUUCCUAGAGGUAGAAAUUCAAAAUUGACCCCACUCUGGCCAAUCGAGUGUGAAGUAAUUGAGGAUCAUAUCUAUCACACUGAAUGGGUUCCUCCUGAACCAGAACCUUUUUAUCAACCAACUGGAAAUGAAUUUGCACCGGAAAUAGUUGGAGAGAGUUCUGGAACUGUUGUCUUUUGCAUAGAACCAGCAAUCACAGGUACCUAUUUUAUCGCUUCACGAGUUGGAGGGUCAAGGCAACCUCUCAAGUCAGCUGCCGUCAGCUUAAAAGAUCCAGAAGACACCGUACUGUUAUUUGAAUCACGCUUUGAAAGUGGGAAUCUCCAGAAAGCAGUCAGGGUAGGGGAAUAUGAAUAUGAACUCACUUUGCGGACGGAUCUUUAUACCAGCAAGCACACCCAGUGGUACUACUUCAGAGUACAAAAUACUAGAAAAGAUGUCAAGUACCGCUUCACAAUUGUUAAUCUGAUGAAAGCCAAAAGCCUCUACAAUAUGGGAAUGAAGCCUCUUAUGUAUUCUCAGAAGGAUGCGGAGUCUCAGGGUAUUGGCUGGAGGAGAGUGGGGAAUGAUAUCAAGUAUUAUAAAUACAACACAGAAGAAGGUCAAACCCUCUAUUGCCUCACAUGGACAGUGUGUUUUCCUAACAGCUAUGACACAUGUUACUUUGCUCAAUUCUAUCCUUAUACCUAUUCAGACCUACAAAAUUAUCUUUUGACAUUGGUAGGGAAUCCACUCUAUUCUCAGUAUUGCAAACUCCGCCCUCUGUGCAACAGUCUAGCUGGAAACAUAGUAUACCUUCUCACCAUUACCAAUCCAUCCAAAGGUGUCAUUGCUGCAGCAGCAAAAAAAGCGAUUAUCCUAAGUGCCAGAGUCCAUCCUGGGGAAACAAACAGCUCGUGGGUGAUGAGAGGUUUUUUAGAUUUUAUUGUGAGUGAUGCUCCUGAUGCUCAUCUCCUUCGAGAUCUCUUCAUAUUCAAAGUUGUGCCCAUGCUGAACCCAGAUGGAGUUAUUGUGGGGAACUAUCGCUGUUCGUUGGCAGGAAGAGACUUGAACAGAAACUAUAGGACAGAACUAAAGGAAUCUUUCCCCUGCAUUUGGUAUACUCGGGCCAUGAUCAAGAGAGUCCUUGAGGAACGUGAAGUUCUGCUCUAUUGUGAUAUCCAUGGGCAUAGUCGAAAGAAUAAUAUCUUCAUGUAUGGCUGUAACAACAAGCAUGCACAAAAUCAGUUACUUCAUGAGCGAAUCUUUCCUCUUAUGAUGAGCAAGAAUAUUCCUGAUAAGUUUUGUUUCAACAGCUGUAAAUUUCAAGUUCAGAAGUGUAAAGAAGGAACUGGACGAGUUGUGAUGUGGAGAAUGGGAAUACUAAACAGUUAUACUAUGGAAUCUACAUUUAGUGGGUCAACACUUGGUGCUAAAAGUAGCUGUCAUUUUACUUUUGAAGAUCUCAAAUCUCUAGGUUAUCAUGUCUGUGAUACUUUAUUAGACUUUUGUGAUCCAGACCGCUCCAAGUUUCAGCAAUGCUUGCUAGAGCUUACAGAAUUACUGAAACAAAAAAUUCAGACUAAGCUCUCAGAGAUGGGUAAAAACAUGGAAAGUACUUGGAGUGACAUCUCUCUAUCUGAUGUUGAAUCCAGCACAAGUGGGUCUGACAGCUCCCAAUCAGAUGGUCCUCCUGCCCAUUUGCUCAAGAUGGUAGAAAAGGACUGUAAUGAGAAGAAGAAAAAGAAGAAGAAGAAACUUCUGCGAACCAGGAAAGAAAGAAAUGAUUUGCAUCAGAAAUUGGAUGUGAGCCACGCAUUAAAGCACAAGGAAAAAGUUCUAAACCGAGGCGAAGAAGAAGAUCGAGAGACAUGGAGCCACCGACUCCGCCCUUUCCCCCGCCCCACAGCUCGCCUCCUUGGGUGGGACCAGGACGCGCGCAGGGGAGAAAACACAAGUAAUUGUCAAAAGUGUCAAGAGAUUCCUAAAGGAAAACAGAUUGUUCCCCUGACUGAAUGUGAGUUCAGGAUCAAGAAUCCUAGCCCCCUCCUGAUAUCCACGAUUCCUCUAUCACCAAUACAGCGAAACAGCUUCACAACAACAACCAUCAAACAGCUUCCUGCUCCAUUUUAUGAGCAUUCCAAUGGAGAACUUAAUGGGAAACAGGAUGCAGGUACCUCUCUUCCAUCAUCCUGCCCUGGAGUCAAACGGUACAGGUCCUUGUGGUGGCACCCUGAAGUACCUUCUGUGACUUCAAUGCUACGUCGAAGUCUCUCCUUGAAAUCUCAGGUUCUAUUAAGCAAUAGACCUAGGUGGCACUUGAGUCAAAGCAGGUCACAGGUUCUUCCUCAUCGAGAAUUCAUAUGGAAGCCUUUCCAAAUUGACCCCAUACUUCUGAAGACCGAGAAUGAAUACGGUGCCAAUACCAAGGGACUACCAAAAGCAAUCGGUCAUAAAUAUUCCUCACAAGAUAGCAGAGAAACUAUUCAAGGCUUUAGGUUUGUCUACCAGGAACCAUGAAACCAUGAAUUUUUAAUAAGCUACACUGAGUUUACCGCUGGUCAAUAGGAAAACAGGCAGUCAAUAGGCAGUCUCCUGUUCUGAUUAUUUCUCACAAGACUUUAGUGCAAAGACAUCUUUAGUGAAUGAGAACUUGGAGCCUUAAGUAUGAAAGAAGAAUUCUCUUCUUUCCACAGAUUAAUUGCAAACUGUUAUGAAGGACAAGGGUUUUCCUCCUCCAUUAAUAUCUUAAGAGAAGUUGCAUACAGAUUUCCCAUCUAUUUGUUUUGCUGAAAAGAAAUAAAGAGGGCUAUGUGUGGAGGGAGAUUUGUGCAACCAAGAAUUGUCAGCAGGAAGCUUCAUGAACCUAUUGGAAGUUUUUCAUCUCCUCUUGAUUAUAUUAAGUUUGCUCCCUAGUGAGAUUCAAAAUCAGCUCAAAGAAAAAUAAGUGUCCUUCCUUCUUGAUUCUUCUUACAAAUACCUCCUCCACCACUGAACUCAUAUUACUUUGGCAAAUGUUGCUUUAGAAAACUUCCUCAUCUGCAACAGAAUGUCACUCAAUUCUUUUCUAGUAGGAAAAAUAUUAUGCCUAAGUAAUGUAUGCACAGGGUUUUCCUUUUUAUGAUGAAGGAUAAAUUGCAAAUUCUAGAAACUCAGUUUUAUUGUUCAUUUAUUGCUACAAUGCACAAAAAGCAAUUGAGACUGUUACUGCAUUUUUAUCCUUUGAGUGAAUGUAUCACUCCCCUAUUUCUUAGGAGUACACUGAUAGAUUUGAACUCUCAUUAUUGCUUUAGCUCAUAAUUAAAAAAGAAAACACGUGCAUACAUUAGAAUUCAGAAAAAUGUGCAGAGGGUGCAGAGAUCAUAAAAUAAUGUUUAUGUUCUUAAAGUUGAGCGAAAUUAAUUAAAUCUCUGUUAAAGUAUAUUUACUGAAGCCAUGUAUCGGAACUUGUAUUUUGUUACGGAUUUUGUGUAACAUUAAUGAAGUUUGUAUGUGACUUACAAAGGUUAAAAGAUUUUGAAACUUAUUCAGCCUAGGUUUUGUUCUGUUAUUAAAAAAACUAAACAACGUAAAUGACAAAUUAUAGGUACACUGCUGAAAAAUACACGAUUGUAUCAGAAAUAUUAUUUUACUUCUGUAUUGUUCAUGUUACAGAUUAAGGAACUUUACAUAAUAAGCCUUGUCUAACAGUCAUUUAUAUGUUUCACUGAAAAACAGUAUAAUAGCAACUAAAAGACACAAACGUUUAUGAGCCAAAUUUAAGUUAAUUUACACAAAGAACCUAAAUAUCUGAUUACAUUUGGCAUCCUUGGGUAUUUUUUCCUAUUGACAAAAUGAACAUUCUUGAAAAUAUUUUCUAGAAUUUUUUUCCAAAAGCAAAGUUUUCAAUCAUAUCUUAAUUAAAUACCAAUUUAUGUUCUUUAAAAAAAGUUGCCUUAUUUUUGUUGUUUGUCUUUAUAAUUAGACCAUUACUAGUCCUUAAUAAUAAAUAGUACUACUGUAAAAUUAUAAAUUUGAUUAAUAAGGAAAACACAGAACUUGAAAAAGAUUAAUGAACAAAAUAUUCAUAAAGUAUAGAAAUUCUGUGUCUCACUUUCACAUGGGCUGAGUAGAAUGAAACACUGCAACAAAGCCACUUCAUUGGUUUUUGUAGAAAUGUAUGGCUAGAGUUUUUUCUAUUGAAGCCAAGUAGCUUGUCAAAGUGAAACAGUCCUCCUUGAUACUAAUUGGAGAUGUCAGAGUAAAGUCCCUUACUUUUUCCAUGUUGUAACACCACUUUAUUCCAGUGAUGAGACUGCGAAGCAGUAGUUUGUGCAGAAUGUCGUCAUGUAAUGCCUAGAAUGCUGUAACUGUUUUUGUUUUCAUGAACUUAACAUUGAUAAAAUUUACUGAACACCCCUUAAGUAUAGCUUGCUGUUUUAUGAAUGUUUAAUCAAUUAUUUUUACGAAUUAGUGUAGAUUUUCCUAUGCUAGUCAAUAUGUAUUCAUUGUCCUUAGCAAAAAGCAACUCUGCUGGCCUCUUUUGAUGCACAUUUUAGAACAUUCCACUUCCAUUUUAGUAUUUUAUCUGAAUUGGGGGGGGGGGGAGAGGAUGUUUCACUCAGUUUCCUCUAUUAUCUGUGAUGAACACCCCCAAUAAUUAAUAAAAUCCAGGAAACUACUGUAUAUUAUUGAACACUUUUAUUUAUUUUAAAAUGGAUACUAUUCAUUGAUGUAAAAUAAAAAACUCCACUGCCAUGGUAUAUAGCUCUUGAAAUCACUUGUCAGUUACAGAUGUCCUCAUUUACAGAUAAUGAAAAGAAUUCAGUCUAUUUUCUGUACAUUGAAGCCUGCCUCUUAAUAGGGUGCAUGUAGAGAAGAGAGCCAUAUAUCUAAUAUGAACUAAAUGGAUCACCAUGCAAAAGACCAUGCAUAGCAAUCGUUCAAUUUUCUUACGGGUUUUUUUUUGUGUCAGCGUGUAUUUUUUGCCAAAUGAAGUAUUUGUCAACCAUCCAUUUUUUUCUGCAAAGUUGCACAUCUUUGAUAAUGGCUUUUUAAUAUGUUUUGUAUCCCAUAUAGAAACCUAUUUGACACACAACAUUGCAAUUUUCAUUAUUGUCAUCUUGUUGGGAAGAGAGUUUUUCAGAUUGAGUGAUGUAGAGCAGAGGUGUCAAUCCGACAGCGUCACAUCACAUAUCACAACUUUUCCCCCCUUUGCUAAACCAGGGGUGGGUGUGGCCAGUGUGUGACGCAUUUGGCCCAUGGGCCGCAGGUUUGACACCUGAUGUAGAAAGAAUUGUUCUGCUACUAUACUGAAGACAGCAUAUUUUUCGUGAAGUGUUAGGCAUGAUGUAAUUAAAGAACAAUGAUUUUCUUACUGGGUUACUCUUCAGAGCAGAAAGGGGAGAGAAAUAAAAUGAAAAUGAAUGUUGAGUAAAAGGAUCUAAUAUUUACUGCAGAUAGAGCCAUAAUUGCACAAGAAAUCCAGAUUAAAAGGCGGGGAUUUUUCCAACUAGUUUGGAUUGUAUAGUGAAAUAUGCCAGAAACAUAUGGAGAGGGCAGGAAAGUCUGAAUGACAAACUAUCAAAACCUAUAUGUAUUGUGAAUUUAAAGCAACAAUAUUCUACUGACUUAAAGCUGCUUGAAUUCAACAAUAUUUUUGACUGCAAGUAUACAGCUGGCCUCUAAAGCCAUUUAAUACAGUAAUCUUUAGAAAACCGAAAAUACUAUUGAAAGCCGCACAGAACAUCAACAGUAAAUGUUGUUAAAUUAGGUUUAGGUCACUCCCAUUGUAAUCUUGCGCACAUUUACUUUAAAUACCAUAAUCUUGACUGAACUAAAUGCUAAUGAGGGAUUUCCUAAUACGUAAACCAGAUUUACAUAA
Messenger RNA from Thamnophis elegans (Western terrestrial garter snake), 6435 nucleotides. RefSeq names its product ATP/GTP binding protein like 2 (gene AGBL2). The record is from RefSeq and is a predicted model, not a curated record. NCBI's taxonomy places the organism in Eukaryota, Metazoa, Chordata, Lepidosauria, Squamata, Natricidae. The transcript is spliced from 19 exons. The coding region runs from base 267 to 3092 and encodes 941 amino acids. Gene Ontology annotation, molecular function: zinc ion binding; metallocarboxypeptidase activity. Gene Ontology annotation, biological process: proteolysis.